UCUUAAGUGGCGACUUGAGAGAGAGAGAGAGAGAGAGAGAGGGAGAGCAUGAGACCAGUGAUCCCAAUCUAGACCACUAAAGCGCCGCCCCACAUGGCUUCGCUGCCGUUGGGACCACCGCCGCCAGGCCACGACGCUGCCGCCGCCGACGCCGCCCUCACCCUCGCUCCACCUGAAAUGGCCGACAAGAAGGAGAGUGAACCAGUAACUGGUCAUAUCAUCUCCACCACCAUCGGAGGCAAGAACGGUGAACCAAAACAGACAAUUAGCUACAUGGCUGAGCGUGUUGUAGGGACUGGCUCAUUUGGAGUAGUCUUCCAGGCCAAAUGCUUGGAAACGGGAGAAACAGUUGCCAUAAAGAAGGUUUUACAGGACAAAAGAUACAAAAAUCGUGAGCUGCAACUGAUGCGCUCAAUGGAUCAUCCAAAUGUUAUCUGUCUUAAGCAUUGUUUCUUCUCCACUACAAGCAGAGAUGAGCUUUUCCUUAACCUAGUUAUGGAAUAUGUCCCUGAAUCUUUGUAUGGCGUCCUAAGGCAUUUCAGUAAUGUGAAUCAGAGGAUGCCACUUAUCUAUGUCAAGCUGUACACAUAUCAGAUAUUUAGAGGGCUGGCUUAUAUCCAUACUGUUCCAGGAGUUUGCCAUAGAGAUGUGAAGCCACAGAAUGUUCUGGUUGACCCUCUUACUCACCAAGUCAAAUUAUGUGAUUUUGGAAGUGCAAAAAUUCUGGUUAAGGGUGAAGUGAACAUAUCUUAUAUUUGUUCUCGCUAUUACCGUGCUCCGGAGCUUAUUUUUGGUGCAACUGAAUAUACAACAUCAAUUGAUAUAUGGUCAGCAGGUUGUGUUCUUGCUGAGUUACUUAUUGGCCAGCCACUGUUUCCUGGUGAAAGUGCUGUCGAUCAGCUCGUCCAGAUUGUCAAGGUUCUUGGAACUCCAACGCGCGAGGAAAUUCGGUGCAUGAAUCCUAGCUAUACAGAGUUCAGGUUUCCACAGAUAAAAGCUCAUCCAUGGCAUAAGAUUUUCCACAAGCGAAUGCCUCCCGAAGCUAUAGAUCUUACGUCACGCCUUCUCCAAUACUCCCCAUGUUUUCGUUGCUCUGCACUGGAAGCAUGUGCCCAUCCCUUCUUUGAUGAGCUACGAGAACCUAAUGCGCGAUUGCCAAAUGGUCGCCCUCUGCCUCCUCUUUUCAACUUUAAUCAAGAAUUGGCUGGAGCAUCACCAGAGCUUAUUAACAAAUUGAUUCCAGAACAUGUGAGGCGGCAAUCUGGUCUCGGUUUCUUGCAUCCAGCCGGAACAUAAACUCAUAACACUUCCGAAGUGUGGUUCUCAGAAGAUAGACGGCCCUUGUAUUGUUCAUUUCAUGUCCAUGAGAAAGUUUAGGAAAAAGAUGGCUCACUUGAUGGAAGCUGACAAGGCAUAGCUUCUGGACUGUUUAGGUGGGUCCCUAGCCGAUGCUCCUAUAAACUUGUGACUCUUUGAGUGUUAAGAUAUAUGACUAGAGGGCAGGGUGCAGGUUUCUUUGCAGUGUUGUUUGGCUGAUACAUUUCUGUUCUCAAUGAUUAGCCUGGUUAUCUUGGUUUCUAUUUAAUAGUACUGGAGGAUGGUAAUUUUAAGGUGGUUGGAUGUAGUAGCCUGUUGUGUAAAUGUAAUACCUGAUUCAUAGUUUGGAUGGUGUGGAGCUGGAAACUGGGAAAUCCAUGUAUCACCCCAAUUUAUAUUGUAUCUUCGACCACUGCUUCGAGUCUGAUGACUGCUAA
Molecule: messenger RNA, 1754 nt
Organism: Musa acuminata subsp. malaccensis (wild Malaysian banana)
Lineage: Eukaryota; Viridiplantae; Streptophyta; Magnoliopsida; Zingiberales; Musaceae
Product: shaggy-related protein kinase eta
Biological process (GO): protein phosphorylation; signal transduction
Cellular component (GO): cytoplasm
Molecular function (GO): ATP binding; protein serine/threonine kinase activity
Source: RefSeq, a predicted model, not a curated record